AUUGCGUGUGUUAGAUAAUAAUUUAUGGGAACACCCGGUAGUCUUUGCCGAACACGUCCACCAGUCAACGAGUGGAUAAAACUACUGAAGACUGGUAGUUGGUCGCGGGUUCGCGCCUGGCCAACGGCUGGCUACGUGAAGUUUUCCGGGUUUUCUUCAGGUUAGUAACACCGGAAUAGGGGACAGUUUACCAUAAAAGUCCUCCCGGUAGGCAUCCCCUCAGUAGGUCGCUCGAGUGUCGUAUUUCCGUAUGAAAUAAACAAACACCUGGAGUAUCGUUGCGGCAUCGUGGUUAAAAAUUACAGACAAGCUGUACGAAGCAUUUGCCAGUCGAUGACGUCACAAAAUUGACGCGUAUAGUUAUCAAAUUCAUCCAGUGCCUGGUGGCGCUGGCUGAUUACGACUCUGAACGACGCGUGUGUUGAUGUGAGGCCAUCUGGUGGUGAAAUCGUGCCAGAUCAAUUUAAUAACGACCUCAUAGAAACGAGUGCGAUUAGUAAAGCUAUAGAAGAUACAUUUAUCGAAUUUAUACUAUAAUAUUCCGUAAGAUGGAGUACAGUGAGAGCGAAGUUGUUAAGAAUGUUCAUCGUUAGAUCUGACGAUUUAUGUUGUAAUGCCAUUCGUACCGGUUUCUAAUGUCUCAAAUAUCAUACAGAUAAUUCUUCGUCAUGCUUUUAAAUAAAAUAUUGCGACGAUACGUAAGAUCAUCUGUCUCUCGCUCUUUCUUGAAGCUCGCGGUAUUGAUAAUCUGUGUUAUAUUCUUAUGGAAUGUUUAUAUAUAUUUCAUCGAAUGGAGUUUCUUUUAUACACAUUUUAUGUCUAUGGAAGAUCAAUUGUCGACUUCUUCAUCGUGCGAUAUACCCGUGCCGGAUCCUUUUGAUGAAUCGAUUAUGAAAUACGUAGUAGUAAAAGAGCCUCUAAAAUGUAAAUUCAUUCAACCCGAUCUAACUUACUUAGAUUACGAUGGAGUACUUCAUCUAAAUCAGUCGUCUGUGGCCGGUCAUCAUCUAGAAGAUGAUUUAAGCUGUCGUUAUUCGACUUUCGCGCGGAGUUCCAUUGAUGAUGAUAAUUUAGUUUACGAUCCCGAAAAGGUAUUAUAUGGAGAAGAGAAGAUCCUAGAAGGAAGAGAAUUUGUGGCUGUUAACUGCAGCUAUAAAGGAAAACUUAUAUAUCGAAAUUAUCACGCCUAUGUGCCUAAAAAGAAAACGGGAAUCAAAAUUAAUAACAAUAUGAAUGCCUUCAAACCUCAGGUGUUCAUACUAGUAAUCGAAUCGAUGUCCAGAUUGAAUAUGAUUCGUAAUAUGCCGAAAACCUACUCCUAUCUCACGGAUAACAUGAAAGCUGAGAUUCUAAAAGGAAUGACAAAAGUAGGAGACAAUAGUUUUCCAAAUAUGGUACCAUUUUUAACUGGUCGAAAAGUGGGGAUGUCACAGCAAGAAUUCCCGGGAAAAGAUUGUUCGGGACCGUUUGAUGAUUGGCCAUUUAUUUGGAAGAAUUAUUCCAAGGCAGGGUACGUAACAGCACUAACUGAAGAUAAUCCGGAAUUUACUCUUUUCAAUUAUAUAUCUAAAGGUUUUCUUAAACAGCCCACGGACUUUUAUCCUCGCCCUUUAUGGCUAGGUUUAUUCCAGUCUCCUUUAUUAAAGAUGAGUUCUGAUUUCUGCCUUGGAAGUGUUACAAGUUAUCAGAUUCUUUUCAAUUGGAUAAAAGAAUUCGUCAUCAAGCAUCGCGAAGAACUUUACUUUCUGUUUUCUUUUUACAUCGCCAUCGCACACAAUGACUUUAAUGAAGCCCAAUUACUGGAUAAUGAUGCUUACAAUUUAUUGAAAGACCUUAAUGAAAAAGGAUAUUUUAAAAAUGCCAUCGUCGUUGUUAUGGGGGACCACGGAAGUAGAUUUGGAAAAGCAGCAAUUACUUCGAUUGGUCGAGUAGAAGAACGAAUGCCUUUAUUUUCUAUUACUCUUCCGUCCACUCUCGAAGACCAACAUCCUCAUUUGAGAACGUAUUUAAAGAGAAAUUCGGAUCGCCUGACCACGUGGUUUGAUGUCCAUUCUAUGUUAAUGGAUAUUAUGACGUCGACGUAUAAACCAAUAUCGCCUACUCAUAUUUGGAACAGUAGAGGAUAUAGCCCUUGGAGGAUGAUGAUUCCUACUAAAAGGACUUGCGAAAAAGCGGGGAUUCCAGAAAAUUACUGCGUGUGUGAAAAGGAAAUUAAAAUACCGCCCACUGAUCAGAGGUGUUUGGAAGCGGCCAAUAAAUUGGUGCAGCAUUUGAAUCAGAUUUUGGAACCUGUUAAACUGCUGUGUGCCCAACUUUCAUUAAGAAAUAUUUCCAAAGGAAAGGUAUUAAUGCCAAGUAAAUCGACUGCUUAUAGAAGAGGCUACGCAUUUAACAUUCGUGUCUUAAUUUCUGUGAAACCGAGCGAAGCCAUAUUGGAAGCACUCUUACAGAAGACUGCGUGGUCUACCGAAUUUAAGGUAAUUGGUGACGUCAGUCGACUUAACAAAUACGGUAACCAAUCGUCGUGCAUUCAACACAGGGAACUCAGAAAGUUCUGUUAUUGUAAUAAUCAAUUUACACAUAAAAAGUAAUGAAAAUUUCAAUAUAUUUUCUUUAAGUCGAGUAAUUUAUUAAAUUAAAUUUAUUAUUAUUAUAGUAAUUAAAAUAUUUUUAUUAAAAUAUGAAAUAUUAACG
Molecule: messenger RNA, 2694 nt
Organism: Centruroides sculpturatus (bark scorpion)
Lineage: Eukaryota; Metazoa; Arthropoda; Arachnida; Scorpiones; Buthidae
Exons: 5
Coding region: 669-2591 (640 amino acids)
Source: RefSeq, a predicted model, not a curated record